AUGUGGACUAUCAAUGACUUUCCGGCAUAUUCUAUGUUAUCAGGAUGGAGUACCAGUGGAAACUUAGCAUGCCCUUAUUGUAUGGAGGAAACACAAUCCUUCAGAUUACAAUAUGGUGUGAAAACAACUUGGUUUGACAAUCAUAGAAUGUUUCUUGACCAAAAUCAUCCAUUUAGAAGUGAUCGUAAGAACUUUCUUAAAGGUCAUAUUGUCACAAGAUUGCCACCACCUUUAAGAUCAGGACAAGAAAUUUUGAAUCAAAUAUGUGAGUUGGGGAUAAGGAAAGUAACUGAGUUAGAUGCAGAAGAAGUUAAUAAAAGAAUUUGUAAGUCUUGUGGAUGGAAAAAACGAAGCAUCUUUUGGGAUUUGCCUUAUUGGAGUUCUAAUAUGAUACGACAUAAUCUUGACGUCAUGCAUAUUGAGAAAAAUGUCUUUGAUAAUGUAUUUAACACAGUUCUUGAGGUGGAUGGCAAAACCAAAGACAAUCCAAAAGCACGUCUAGAUGUUGUAAAAUAUUGCAAUCGGCCACAUUUGGCAAGGAAUCCUGAUGGAAGUUAUCCUAAAGCUGCAUAUACAAUAAAUAAGGAUAAAAAAAGGGUCUUGUUUGAUUGGUUGGAAGGUGUGAAGUUUCCAGAUGGUUAUGUUUCGAAUAUGAGUCGAUGCCUUGACACAGAGAAAUUUAAGUUAUUUGGGAUGAAAAAUCAUGAUUGUCAUGUGUUCAUGCAACGACUAUUGCCAAUUGCCUUUCGUGAGUUACUUCCUAGUAAUGUGUGGCAGGCACUUACAGAGUUGAGUUUAUUUUUUAAAGAUCUUACUUCAACUACUCUUCGAGUGGUGGACUUGGAAAGAUUGGAGGUACACAUUCCACAAAUUUUGUGUAAGUUGGAACGCAUAUUUCCUCCUGGAUUCUUUAACUCAAUGGAACAUUUACCAGUGCACCUUCCACUUGAAGCACGAAUUGCUGGACCAGUACAAUAUAGAUGGAUGUAUCCUUUUGAGAGGUACCUCCGAACUCUUAAAAAUAUGAUUGGGAACAAAGCUAGUGUUGAAGGUUCCAUUUGUGAAGCAUACUUGAUGGCAGAGUCAACACAAUUGUUUUCUCAUUACUUUGAACCUCAUGUUAUGUCACGUCAUCAUAAUGUGACCCGUAAUGAUGACGGUGGUGCUAUGAAAGAUGUUGAAGGAAAUUUAUCAAUAUUCACCCAUCCAAGUAGACUAUCGGGUGAAGGAAAAAAAAGAGAUUUAUCCCUUGAAGAAAUUAAGGCCGCCCAAACUUAUAUUCUACUAAACUGUCAAGAGGUUGAGCCGUUUGUGAGCAUGUACGUACAACGUUUGCAAGAAGAAUUUCCGAAUCUACCUCAAGAUCAAAUAGAUGAGAGUCUUGAAUCAUAUUUUCCUAUAUGGUUCAAGGAAUAUGUUCGAUCCAACCAUAUUGAAAAUGAAUACUUGAGUAGUCUUGCUCAUGGACCAUUAAUAAGCGCAUGUGCUUAUCCAGUGUGUUUUGUCAAUGGAUACAAGUUUCAUACAAUACAUCGCGGUAGUGUAAGAUCAACAACGAACAGUGGAGUUUGUAUCUCAGAUCCAAAUGCUGGUGAUUACUAUGGUAGGAUACAAGAAAUUAUACAAUUGGAAUAUCGUAGAGCACCUUUAAAGCAAGCUAUAUUAUUCAAGUGUGAAUGGUUUGAUCCAACAAUGAAUGUUGGUGUUAAGGAGCACAAUCAGUAUAAAUUGGUCGAUGUUAAUCAUCGUCGCCGAUUUAAAAAAUAUGAACCUUUUAUUCUUGCAAUGCAAGCAACUCAAGUGUGUUAUAUGUCUUAUCCUAGCAGAAAGAGGGACAAGGAUGAUUGGUUAGCUGUAUUAAAAGUCAAACCUCGAGAUGUUAUUGAAUCACCUGAUGAGGGAGGGAUCACAGUAGUUGAAUCAAAUCUUCCAUUCCAAGUUGAAGAAGUUGAAGUCCAUGAGAUAGAUAUGAAUAUUAUUGUUGAUGAAGAUAUACCUCUGCAUGAUCCAAAUGGGGAGACAAUUGAAAUGGCUGAGCCAAUUAAUGAGGAUUUGUUGUUAGAUCACCAUGAAUUAGAAGAAGAAACUACAGAAGAUGAAGGUGAAACUGAAGAGGAGGAUGAUGAGGAGUUUGAAGAUGAAAUAGAUACAGACUAG
Messenger RNA from Solanum tuberosum (potato), 2157 nucleotides. RefSeq lists its product as uncharacterized. The transcript is spliced from 4 exons. Lineage: Eukaryota; Viridiplantae; Streptophyta; Magnoliopsida; Solanales; Solanaceae. The record is from RefSeq and is a predicted model, not a curated record. Bases 1 to 2157 code for a protein of 718 amino acids.